Molecule: messenger RNA, 1782 nt
Organism: Trypanosoma brucei brucei TREU927
Lineage: Eukaryota; Euglenozoa; Kinetoplastea; Trypanosomatida; Trypanosomatidae
Exons: 1
Coding region: 1-1782 (593 amino acids)
Source: RefSeq, a predicted model, not a curated record
AUGUCAUGGAUGAGCGCGCUGCGUUCCUAUAUUGCUUCGCCACCACACAUCAAGCAGCGAACUGGCAGUGAUAUUUUUCGACAGGUAGCACGUGCCCAUCUCCUGGGGCCCUUAGGGCACACUAUACACCCUUGCAGUGUCCUCGUUUUGCGGCGUUUACGAUGGGAAAUAAUGAGGUAUGGAACUUCAGGGCAGAAGGCGCAGGCGCUCGAAACUAUUUUGGCAUGCUACGGUGACGCUGAUCGGGCACAUGCACACGAUGCGGCUGGUUUGGAGGCCAGCCAACACAUGCUGACGUUGGAACAGCUGCAGUGCGUCGUGGAGGCUCAGGUUAUGGGGAUCCCCCUGCGUGCGGACCACUAUCGAUUUCUUUUUCAGUCUUCCCAGUUAUCUCAACUUGGGGUGGAGGUUCCUCUCUUGCUUCUAAAGGAGGUGCAGGGAGUUGGAGUUCCGUUGACAGAUGAUGCCUUGGUUGAUUUCAGUGUUGGGCUCACCUCUUCCGGUCAUUGGCGGGAGGCGUUACAAGUUUUACCUCGUGGGCAUUUACUGGAGCUAGUGGAGCGCGUUGCUUCCGUUCAACGCCAGGGGUGGCGCCGGUCCUGCUCUCUUGUCGCGCACGUUAAAGAAAACAAUAUGGUAGGAUACGAUGAAGAUACGUGCAAUGCCGUGCUAUCAGCACAUGUGCUUCAAUGGAAGGCCGUGCGCGAUCCCUUCAACUGGGAACAAGUAAACCAGUUUGUGCGCGUAUUCAGUAAUACUGGAAGGCCUUGGCCGAGGCGUGCUCUCCAUUAUUAUCUUUUGCACUGCCCCACGGAACAGUGGCGACAGGCCGUUGAAUUAGUACGAGGUGUCAUUCCUAUGGUUGAAAAUAUUUCGUGUCAGGCGUUAGGAAGGCUAAUGGCUCUUCUAAACGAAGGAUGCCAGUGGGAAAGCUCCCUUUUCCUGUAUCAGAGGUCAUCAUUCUCGCCCCCUUUGAGUGAGCAGCGGUGCGUUCCCGUUCAAAAUCAAGUCCUUAUUGCCUUAGCUAAGGGGGGUCUUUGGAAGGAGGCGGUUGCCAUGUACACCAAAAUGUCUGCAAGAAACAACCACACGUACACUUUGUGGUUGAAUGUUGUUCUGUUAGAGGGCCAUGUUCCCUUCGCCGCCACAUGGAGGAAUUGCGUUGAAGCGUACCGUCACGCCCCUUCUUGUAACGACCGCUUUGCGGUUGCUAUGGCUUACGAUUUGGGGAAAAUGGGCAAUUGGCUUAUGUCGCUCACUGUGGCUCAGGCGGCGCCGAAAUGGACUUCGCAGGUCCUUCCUAUUGCUAUUGCUGCGGCUGUGCUCUCUUCGGGUUCCUGGGAGACCGUGUGGCAAAUAGCCUCAGAAUUCGCUUUGUCCCGCCACGUGAGCUCCGUGAAGCAAACAUGUGCUGUGUUAGCAAUAAUUGCAUGCUGCACAAGGGAUCCCCCGAGUGCUGUUUCAGGUCUUAUCGCGGAUGCGCUGCACAGUUGUGUGAAGUCGCAGCGGCAGUUCGAUGAAUCUGCGCACUACAUGAGUAAGUAUAUGGCACUACUUCUUCACCCUCCAACGCUAAUUGGGACUAAGGCAAACCUGCCUCCCGCCAUUAGUCUGUUGUUGGCUACGGCGGGGGACUUUGGUAAUGCGAAGGAGUGCUGGGUUUUUGCACUUUCUGUUAUGCAGAGUAUGUCCGCCAAGGGAUGGUCUUUGGCCGCCGUUGCCCCGGUCAUGCUCUCUUCUGGAUUUGAUGCCUCGGUAGCCAUACACUUUCUUCCGGCUUAA